This is a messenger RNA of Saprolegnia diclina VS20, 1846 nucleotides long. RefSeq lists its product as hypothetical. Bases 1 to 1758 code for a protein of 585 amino acids. The transcript has 2 exons. The record is from RefSeq and is a predicted model, not a curated record. NCBI's taxonomy places the organism in Eukaryota, Oomycota, Saprolegniomycetes, Saprolegniales, Saprolegniaceae.
AUGUAUUCCAUCUCGUAUGUCUCGGGAACGCAGCUCGUGACGAGCCUGAGCGAAGUCGACGACUUUUGCGCCGAGAAGCAGGCCCCACGCCGCUGGCUGUCCAAGCGCCUCCUUGGCCUCGUCACCGCGCUCGUUCUAGUCGCCAUCAUUGUUGGCGUCGUCACUACAUGUUCCGCCACGCAGGACGUGACCAACGCCACCGAGCUCCGCUUGGGCGCGACGGCCCUUGACAUGGCGAUUGGCUACGAUACGUACCAAGCCGACCAGAUUGACGCGCAUUUUGCGAAGAUCGCGACGCGCUUCUCGGGCGUCCGGUCGUUCCAGACGUGGCUGCCCAACAACGACAACGUCAUUGCCGCCGCUGCGCGCCACGACCUCGUUGUCUACGCUGGCAUUUGGCUGCGCGGAGGAGGCGUCUACGCCCGCGACGUCCAAGCCGCGAUCGACGGCGCGUGGCGACACCCGGGUACGGUCAAAGCGGUCUUUGUUGGCAACGAAGAACUUUCUAACGGCUGGAGCCCCGACCAGCUCAUUCGCACAAUCAACGACGUGCGCGCCAAGUUCAACGCGGCGGGGCUCGGCCACAUUCGACUUGGGACGGUGCAGAUCGACGGUGACCUCUUGAAGUACCCGCAGGUGGCCGACGUCUGCGACAUCGUAGGUGCCAACAUGCACGCCUUCUUUUCGAGCGCACCGUACUCGAAUACCGACCCAAUGCGCGACACCCGAGCGCGCUGGGACGCCAUUGUCGCUAAAUUCGGCACCAAGGCCAUCAUUACCGAGGUUGGGUGGCCCUUCGCGGGUGGCAGCUACGGCUCGCACGUGGCAUCGUACGAGAUGGGCGUCUCGUACUUUAACGCGUUUAGCGACUGGGUGCGCCAAGGCAAUGGCGGGCCACUCCCUGCGUACUUUAUGUUUCACAACAACCCGUCCAAAAUUGGGUUCGAAGCCCACUUUGGCCUCGCUGAUGCCAACGCCAACUGGAUUACGAGUCCGGACGACAUCCAGUUUUUGCUACAAACCGCGACGGGCACAGUCAUCUACGAGAUGCACAAGAGCCUCUUUGCGUACGUCGAGUCGCCGUGCGCCAACGAACGCUGGCGCUUCAACCGCACAACGAACCAGAUCGUCUCCAUCUCGAGCGGGCAGUGUCUGGACGCGUACUUUGCCAACGCCAGAUUCUACGUGCACGUCUGGCCCUGCGACGCCUCGAACCAAAAUCAACUGUGGACCAUCGAUGCAACGAGCAACACCAUCAAGCACCGUGUUCACAACAAUCUCUGUCUCGACGUCGACCCGACCAAAGCCGACGCGUCCGUGCAGGUGUGGAGCUGCCACGGCGGAAGCAACCAGCAGAUCCGCGUGGUCCUCGACCUCCCGCACCUCGGACUGCAAUCGCAACAAACAAAGUCGGUGCUCGUCGGCAGCAACGACCGCAUCGCGUUUCGAAAUGCCAACCGCGAUGCCAGCGCCGCGUGGACCUUUCUUCAGAGCAAACACAUGCUCUUGCACGAGGCGAGCGGUAUGUGCCUCGACGGCUACGAGUUCAAGAACGGCGGCGCGGUGCAUCUCUGGCGCUGCGACGCGACCAACGGCAAUCAAAAAUGGAUCUACGACAGCAAUACGCUUCAGCUGCGCCAUGGAACGCGCCCCGAAUUUUGCCUCGACGUUGGCGUGGGUGCGUCCCCCUACCUCUAUGCGUGUCAUGGCAAGAACGACCCAUACAUCUCGUUCCAGCAGUUUGCGCUCGUGCCGUAGUGCGUACUAGUAGUCCGUGCAAGUUUAAUGUUUUGUGCAUAAUUACACGUGCUAAGUAGAAAUACAAACAAGUACACUAGCUCAUAGU